Corylus avellana is the source of this 1212-nucleotide messenger RNA. RefSeq names its product antigenic heat-stable protein. The record is from RefSeq and is a predicted model, not a curated record. NCBI's taxonomy places the organism in Eukaryota, Viridiplantae, Streptophyta, Magnoliopsida, Fagales, Betulaceae.
CGACGUCGCCCUUGUAAACUCUUCCUCAUAGAAAUAAGGCAAAAAAGUCGACGGCGAACUUCGAAAGAUAAGAGAAAAACCUCAAACGCUGUGAGAGUCUGUGACUGAAAACGAUUUCCAGGUGGUUUCCGAAUUGGAAUAGAAAUUUAUUCAUCUGAAAAGUUGUUGAAAUAAAAUAAAAAACGAGAGAGAGAGAGUGUGUGUGCGCUAAUGGAUUCAUCUUCAUCAGUGAUAACUCCAGAGGAUGUGUUGGAAUCGCUGAUGAAUGACGGUACAAUCGACGCGCUCAGAUUGAAGAUCAUCAACCAGCUCAAAGCCAAUGAGGAGCUUAAGAAUACCACUAUCAAAAUGGCAGAACAGAGCAAAGUUCUUAACACCCCUGGAGCAGAGAAACAGACGAAAAGAGAGCUGUUUGAUGCUCUAAGGCAGGAACUUGAAGCUCCAGUGCUUGAGAAGGCUUCUAAAUCAGUUUGGGAGCUUAUUUUAGACAAUAAUGGGCUGGGGAAGGAAAUUAGUGGGAUGGUUGAAAAAGUAUUUUGUCGACUGAGUGGACGGGAACCUCCUUUGUUUCCUAUGCCAGAUGGUGAGACUUGGCCUAAUAAAGAAAUUCAGAACGAGAAAGGAAAAGGAAAAGAAUUUGCAAAUGAAAACAACAAGGAAAAGGAGAAUUCUCCCUCUAUAUCAAAGAAAAGGAGUUUUAGUGAAAUGGAUGCAGAAGGAGGUGCAUAUGAAUCUGCAAGCAGAUCUGGUGAUCCUCCUGCCAUGCUGGAAGAGUCUAGUAAAUCACCUCAAGCAAGUUUGAAGACAUGAGUCAGUAUGUCAAUCGAGUUAGGUAUGACAGAAGUGGCUUCUGCAAAUCUGGAUCUUUAGUUUAGAUUUAGAUUUUAAUUAGUUUCUGAAUUCCUUUUUAUGGACUAAAAUCAACAUUAUUAGGAUCUGACUAGAACAGAAGUGAAUUUUAGCUACUGAGGUCUGAAACAGUGUUUGCACAACCCACAUGUUUUAUGCUGUAAAAUUUGAUUCAUGCAGUUUAUUUACUAUUGUGUAUUGUCAAUAUUUGUUACGAGGGGUGGUUGUAUUUGUUGCUUGAAUUGGUUAUUAUAGAAUGUAGAUAGGCUUACUUGUUACAUGUCCACAGUGGAGCAUACCUUCUGUCUCAUUUGCUGACUCAUUUUGACUACACUAAUGAAAACCCGUUUCUGAUUUUUACUG